UUAUUGCCGAACCGACGCGCACCGAAUGCCGGCUGUUGGCAUACGCCUCCCGAUCUCCCUCCUAGGCCUAUAAAAAGCCAAGUCUGAGCGCGUCACAUCGAGCCCCUACCGUUCCUCCAUCAUUAUCCUAUCUAUAGGUUUUCCCUUAGAGCUCUGUGCAUCUCGCUCCAUGGCCGUCUUCCUCAGCCGGUCGCCGCCUUCAUUGUUGAAGGUGAGCUCGCUCCGAAGCUCCAUUCCUCGAUUCCUUGGACCUGUAGACUCUUGUAAUUCCCCUCUGUCUAUUUGACAAGGUUGUGCGAGCCAUGGAUCCCUUUGGCCGCGUUUUCCCUGACGCCAUGCCGGAACCACGGCCGGAGCUCCGCCCGUCGCCGCCGUUUCGCGACGCCCCGAAGGCCAGAACCGACUCCCUGGACUUCAACGUGACCUCCCGGAUUUCCUCCACGACAUCAUCGUCUCAUCCAUCCAGUCGACCACUCCCUCGCCGUGUCCCUCAACUCCGGCCAACUCCUGUCCUCGAUCAUGUCAGUCUCUACACCUUCGAUCACCUUGUGCACUUCAUAUGGUUGGUAUGCAGUACUGAAUCGACAACCAAAAAGUGAAUUCACAGAACCUUUGUAUUGAUUAGGUCUAAACCAAGGAUUAGCCUAACAGUUCAUAUACACUGUUUAGUAGAUUAUUCGGAGUGCGAUUGUCCUGGUUACCAUGAAGAAGUUGAUCUACACUAUGGCCAAGUUUACUGAUCAUGGAUUUCAAAACCCAAGGAUCCUCCCUGAAGGUACUGGUAAUUGAGGAUUGUGAAUUUCAGAGUUGGGUUCUCCUGGCAAAGCUACGAAGGUUUAGCUGCCAGACAACUCGGGCAAAGAACGGUAGAGAAGCUGUGGAUCUGUACCUUGAAGGCAAGAAAUUCGAUAUUAUUCUGUGUGACAAGGAGAUGCCCAUAAUGAAAGGCCCAGAGGCAAUAGUAAAGAUCCGUUCUAUGGGAUCUACUAUGGGAUCUACUGAGGUGAAGAUUGUUGGUAUGUCUGCUGAUUCUAAUGCCACAGAGGAGUUCAUGAGUGUUGGGGCAGAUAUGUUUGUGCCCAAGCCAAUGGAUUUUGAGGUCCUCGAGGCUAUAAUCAAGGAGGUCAUCAACAAGAAGAACAAUGGCGUGGUGUAAGCUUGUUGUUUCCUGAUGGAGGAAUAAAUGUCUACAGCUCUUAUAUGUGUGCUUGUGUGUUUACAAUAUCUCAUGGUUUUAUUAUUUUGUGUCAGUUUCUAUGGUUUUAUUUUCUGAGUGUACUUUGUUUAUGAGGUUAUAUUCAGGACUAUGGUUGGUGUGUCGAGAUUUUCUACUUAAGUAGAGCUGUAUGCAUGGGUUGUAUU
Messenger RNA from Brachypodium distachyon (stiff brome), 1362 nucleotides. Its product is annotated as two-component response regulator ORR42. The transcript has 6 exons. Gene Ontology annotation, biological process: phosphorelay signal transduction system. The record is from RefSeq and is a predicted model, not a curated record. The coding region runs from base 743 to 1156 and encodes 137 amino acids. Lineage: Eukaryota; Viridiplantae; Streptophyta; Magnoliopsida; Poales; Poaceae.